This is a messenger RNA of Meloidogyne enterolobii, 721 nucleotides long. The record is from the annotation of a GenBank genome assembly. NCBI's taxonomy places the organism in Eukaryota, Metazoa, Nematoda, Chromadorea, Rhabditida, Meloidogynidae.
AUAUUUGGAUUAAUAACACAUUCAGAUGCGGGAAAAAGUGGUCAUGACCAACAUAAACAAGGCCAAUCUGGACAAGGCAAACAUGAACGAAUCCACCCUGGACAAGGCAAAAUUGAACAAGGCCAAUCUGGACAUGGCAAACAAAAACAAAACCAAUCUGGACUAGGAAAACAUGAACAAGGCCAUUCUGAACACGACAAACAUGAACAAGGCCAACAAUAUAACAAGACCAACAACAAAGCUAAACUUGAAAACGAAAUAAAAAAAAGUCUUCUAUCUUUUGAUAUUCAGAUUAACAAAGACAAACAAAAUAAAAUUGGUGCAGAUAAGGAAAAAAUAGUUGGAAUGGAUCCAGAAACAAAACAAUCAACGGACCAAGAUGUUAGCGACCAAGAAACACAACGAAGAGACAAAGUUUUUAAACAAUUAACCGAACAAAUUCAACCUUUCCUUGCAAUUGUUGGCAAAUUAAAACCCUGUGUUGGCAUAGAACCUCGUGAGUUAGGAGACCCACAAAAUGCGCAAGAAAUUAAAAAUGUUGAAGGCCAAUAUGAGCAUCUGGUUAAUGCAUAUAAUGAAACUGUAGAGGGUUAUAAAUACAUUAAAGACAUGACAAAAGGCGGAAAGAAACAUUCGGUAAAUUUUUUUUGGAAAAGGUUUAGUUUUUUCAAACCGAGAUUUGUAAAACCCGAGUAUUGAAUAAAUUAGGGAUGAAAUGAUU